Molecule: messenger RNA, 2482 nt
Organism: Dicentrarchus labrax (European seabass)
Lineage: Eukaryota; Metazoa; Chordata; Actinopteri; Moronidae
Product: histone H4
Exons: 2
Coding region: 78-389 (103 amino acids)
Biological process (GO): nucleosome assembly
Cellular component (GO): nucleosome
Molecular function (GO): protein heterodimerization activity; structural constituent of chromatin; DNA binding
Source: RefSeq, a predicted model, not a curated record
CACGUCCUCAGUCAGGAGUUAAGUAGUGGGACAGCGGAGAGAGAGAAACCUUCAUAUCAAACACUUGAUACGUUAAAAUGAGCGGAAGAGGAAAGGGAGGUAAAGGACUCGGUAAAGGAGGCGCUAAGCGGCACCGUAAAGUCCUCCGUGAUAACAUCCAGGGAAUCACCAAGCCCGCUAUCCGCCGUCUGGCUCGCCGCGGUGGAGUGAAGCGUAUCUCCGGUCUGAUCUACGAGGAGACCCGCGGUGUGUUGAAGGUCUUCCUGGAGAAUGUGAUCCGUGAUGCCGUCACCUACACCGAGCACGCCAAGAGAAAGACCGUGACCGCCAUGGAUGUGGUUUAUGCUCUGAAGAGGCAGGGACGCACUCUGUACGGCUUCGGAGGUUAAACCUGUUAUUGAUCCACUGAACCAAAGGUCCUUUUAAGGGCCGCACACACUCUCUCAAAGAGACACAGUCCUGAUUUAUAGUGAGAAAACUUGUGUUGUGUCUUAAAAGUGGUUGUUGCCUGUGGUCACAUAGGUUUGGUUCUACAACAUCAGUACUCCAGUUAAUAGAUGUGUUUUUGGGUGCUGCCUUAAAUGGCCAGAAGGUAGACAUACAUGAAGUGAAAGUGAACCAAAUGGAUGCUGGUAACGCAUACAACUGAUGGACUUGAACCCACAAAUCUUUAUUACACUUUAUUUUCUUUGCAUUUUUGUCUUAAUGUGUAUUUCUUGUGACCAGCGCUUUAUAUUUCAGAUCUGAGUUUUAAAGUCAUGAGAUGAACCAGACUUGAUCACUUAAUAUAUUUAAAUUUUCUGUGAUGAAGGUGUGAAAUAUUAGUUAUGCUGCUGUGAGAAAAUGAGCCCUGAACAUCGUUUAAGCCAGGGGUCCCCAACCUCUUUUUGGUGGGGGCCACAUCAACUUUCCUUUCUGUGACGGGAGGCCGGGGUCAGUCUAUAAAAGGAAAUGAUAUGGGCCAAAGUGACAACCAGUAUUAUUGUGGAGAUCAUAAUGACUAUUUUUUUGCAGCUGUCCUUCGCUGGGCCUUGGCACCACCUGUUGGUUUGCAAAAAAAGUAAUAGAAAGUCUUCAUGUUUUUAUUUGAAGUACCACAGAUACUAUUUUAUAGAAAAUAAAAACACAAGCUGUUGCCAGGUACUCGAAGAGUUAAAAAAUGCCCAUUAUUUGCAUUGUUAUGCACACCAGCUGAAUUUAAUUGGGUGGGAUUUCCAGUUUUUUUUACCCGGUCACCCAAACGCAAGGCCCUUCUUGACCAGAUUGUUGCACAAAGGCUGCCUAGAGCAUCAUCCACAAGAUGGAACUUCAACAGCAGGAUCGUGAGUACCGUCUAUGAGAACCGGGGCGACCUCAUAGAGUGCUUUGAGACCAUCAGGUCAGACAGCUCAACUGACAGCACCACCAUGAGGGAGGCAUCUGGCUUCCUGAGGAUUCUGCAGGAUGAAGAUUUCUGUUUUUUCCUGCAGUUGUUUCAACAAAUCAUGCCUCAUGUUGACAUGAUGUACCAACUGCUGCAGAAGAGGCACAUUGACAUAGUGUUCAUCAAACGUGCCCUGCAGAACUUCACCAGCAGUGUUCAGGCCAUCAGAUCUGUGACACAAUCCUGGGCCAUGCCAAAGACAGGUUCUCCUUCACCAGCCACCUUGUGAGUGCUGUGUUGCUAGAGGGAGAGCUCUAGCAACACUUCUGACCGGCAUCUGAAAACAUUCCCUGAAGAGGCUCUGAAUACCACCGUGAGGUCAUACCCCAUGCUACACAAGGAGAAGCUCAGGACUGAACUUUCUACAGAGCUGCAACCUCCAGGAAACCUUCUCUGAGACUGUGGUGCUGUUGAACAUCCUCAUAACCACUCCGAUGACAACAGCUGAAGCUGAGAGGUGUUUCUCCACCUUAAAGAGAAAAAAGACGUUCCUGAGAAAUACAAUGGAACAGGAACGUCUGAAUGGAUUGUCCAUGCUUUCCAUGGAGAGAGAACUUGUCAGGAACAUGCCUGAUUUCAAUGAGAGGGUAAUUGAUCACUUUGCCUGCUUGAAAGAGAGGCGAGCAAAAUUUCAAUACAAGUGAUGAGUGAGUGUGUUAUUAAAUGGUGAGUUGUGUUAUGUUGUACUCUCCAAAUGUUGAAUUGUAAAUGGUUGUAUUGAUUGCAUAUUGCCAGCCGAAUAUAUACUGAAUAUGUUCUGGAAAGAUUUGAUUAAUUACCGUUUUGAUGAUAGUAUAAUUUGAUUUGAUUAUCGCUAUGGCAUCCAUGGUGGCUAUAAAUUGUAGACUGUGCUAACUGAUUUCAUGGGCAGACUAAUAGAUGACAAUGUAUCUGUCGAUGGCCACGGUGGAAGUGUUUUAUUGUGGAACCAAAUUUAUUGUAUUUGAGACAUUUAAAUUGAUAUAGCUAUACAAAAGUACUGUACAGUAUGUAAAAUUCAUGUCUGGUGUUGCCAUCUAGUGGUUGAACAGGAAAACCAAAUUAAACAAUGCAAUGUAA